AUGCUCAUGCGGCACACCCCAAAUGAAGUUUGGCUGGAAAUAUUAGAAAGACUCAGUGAUACAGCGCGGCAGGAUGUCUAUCUUCACCAAGCGGUCCCGCUUUCAAUUACAACGGACGCGUUGAAUAUAGCCGUCCCUUCUGCGUACACGCGAGCAAGGAUUGAGGAGCGUUUUCGUGUUGAUAUCCAACGGGUGUUGGCAACACUCAUCGGGGCACAAUGUGCACUUAUCCUUACCGUAGACGAACCGACGUCCGAAGGCAGUGAAGACUUUGGGGGAACGCAGAACGAAGGAAAUUUCAACCAAUUGCCUAAUUCAAGGCGGACAUCGAACACUCACGCCCCCAUGCCAUCGGUACAGAAUGAGACAGGAUUGAAUCCGAGUUAUCGGUUCGAUAGAUUUAUUGUUGGUUCCAGCAAUAUGAUUUGUCACGCGACAGCCUUAGCGGUUUCAGAAAACCCCGGACGCGAUUAUAACCCGCUCUUUAUCUAUGGCGGUGUCGGAUUGGGAAAAACCCAUCUGCUACAUGCAAUUGGUAAUCGACUUUUAGCAUAUCAACCAGAUAGUAAAGUCCUCUACGUCACAUCAGAAACCUUUAUGAACGAGUACGUCGAGUCCAUCGUCAACCGCGGAUCGGCGCAAGGAUUCCGGACAAAAUACCGAACCGCAGAUAUGCUCUUGAUUGAUGACAUACAGUUCUUACAAGCCAAGGAGGGUACACAAGAGGAGUUCUUUAAUACCUUUAAUGCCCUUCAUAUGAACUCAAACCAGAUAGUCAUGAGCAGUGACCGGACACCAGACAACCUCGAAAACCUUGAAGAACGCCUCCAAUCUCGGUUUCAAUCAGGCAUGGUCGCCGAAAUUAGCAUGCCACAAUACGAAAUACGUAUCGCUAUUCUCCGGCAGAAAUGCCGAGACCAAGGGUUGGAUAACCUCCCUGAUGAUGUGCUCAGUUACGUCGCUGAAGUGGUCACAACCAACAUCCGAGAACUGGAAGGAACUCUUGUGCGGCUAAUUGCUCAAGCGACAAUACUCAAAGAAGACUUGACUUUGGACUUCGCGCGGCAGGUACUGAGUGAUGUCGGGACCCCUUCACCCAUUCGACAUCGAAAAACUGCUACAUCAAGAGCCAUACAAACAACUGUCACCGAUUACUUUGGCAUCGAAACAGAGGAUCUCGUAUCUCAGAAACGGACAAAGGAAUUGGUGCAACCGCGUCAGAUCGCUAUGUACAUGUGUAGAGAACUGACGCAAAUGUCGUAUUCAAAUAUUGCACAGGCGUUUAAUAGGGAAAAUCAUACAACUGUCAUUCAUGCCUGCAGACAGGUAGAAAAAAUGAUUCAGGAAGAUGACGAAGCGCGACAAAUGGUUCUCCUAUUACUCGAUCAAUUCCGCUAA
Molecule: messenger RNA, 1398 nt
Organism: Geodia barretti
Lineage: Eukaryota; Metazoa; Porifera; Demospongiae; Tetractinellida; Geodiidae
Source: the annotation of a GenBank genome assembly